AUGCACCGCACAGACUUCUGCCCGCUUCGAGAGGGAAACAUUGCAUUCUCGCUGUCAACGCACGCCGAAAACAAUGGGUUCAAACGGACGAACAUGGCCACGAGAUCUAGACCCAUCAAGCACCAACUAAAGGAGAUUCCCACCAUCACCGACUCGCGGCCCCCAAAGAAGGUGAAGUCCGACGACUGCAACCUUUCAAUGCUUGUCACAUGUCCUCGGACUAUUGGAGAUUGGCCGAAAGUCAGCAACGCCAUCGCUACUGCAUUCGCCACGACGGUUCCUAAGACGUACUCACUCUACGCGGCAGAAAGCUUCGAUUCGCACAACUGCAACCAAUGCAACCCAAGCCCUCACGAAGCCUACAUGAAUCUCCAGCAGCCAGAGAGAGACCUAGACAUGAGCAUAUACUGGCCUUGUCAGGAAGUCAUGCAGCAACAAACCGUGGCUGAAGAGUCUGCGACGGCAACUGUCAUAACUCCUGACAACGUGUUGCACGUGUCGAGCGAAACAACGCCGAAUGGGCCAGCUACUGUCUAUUUUCGGGAGCUGAACUCUUUUCUGUUCUUUUCAAACGAUAAAGACACGCUCUGGUCAUUCCCUACGGCUUUGGUCACUGUUGCCGCUGAACCCUCAACCGAUGCGACAGUUCCAGAUUUCAAGGUUGCCGAUACCGAAGGUGAAGAAAGAUCGACUCAGGCAUACAACGUUUCUUCCCCACCUUCUAUGUUACCCAGCGGCGUAGAAUCUUUGUCAACUACGCAGCGUCAUGACCAAAUUCUCGGCCCAGAACAUCCUAUUUACAUCAAUCCGUCCGUUCUAUUUCAACCCAACAACAGCGCUCUGGAGCCAAAAACCAGCUAUCCCAGUACGGAAGUACACCCUGGCAGCGCCGAGUAUGCAAUCGCGCUCUCUCAAAGGCGUUCCAGGGGCAGUGGGCAGUCUAGCGGGCUCAAUGAGACGCCAUGGUUGCCGUUGGCUCCGCCAACAAAUCCGGGGCGAUCUGCUAAGACAUCAUCUUCCACGUCAACCGAAGACAGCCUACUUACUCACCGCCAACAUAUUGCCCGCAUGUUCCCGCCUUCGUUGGAAAGCGAAGAAGAUCCUGAUGAUGAAGUGCCGAGCAGCCCGGCCUUCUGUGUGGAUUUUGACGACCUAACAUCAGAUCUACUGUUAGGGCAUGCUAAUUGA
This is a messenger RNA of Colletotrichum destructivum, 1188 nucleotides long. RefSeq lists its product as uncharacterized. NCBI's taxonomy places the organism in Eukaryota, Fungi, Ascomycota, Sordariomycetes, Glomerellales, Glomerellaceae. The transcript has a single exon. The record is from RefSeq and is a predicted model, not a curated record. Bases 1 to 1188 code for a protein of 395 amino acids.